Saccostrea cuccullata (small rock oyster) is the source of this 461-nucleotide messenger RNA. RefSeq names its product V-type proton ATPase 116 kDa subunit a 4-like. The annotation marks the transcript as partial. Lineage: Eukaryota; Metazoa; Mollusca; Bivalvia; Ostreida; Ostreidae. Gene Ontology annotation, molecular function: ATPase binding; proton-transporting ATPase activity, rotational mechanism. The transcript has 4 exons. Gene Ontology annotation, biological process: vacuolar acidification; proton transmembrane transport. Gene Ontology annotation, cellular component: proton-transporting V-type ATPase, V0 domain; vacuolar proton-transporting V-type ATPase complex; plasma membrane. The record is from RefSeq and is a predicted model, not a curated record.
GUACUUCCGUCGGCCCCUGAACAUCUUCUGUGAGUUUAUACCUCAGCUGGUCUUCCUGCUUUGUCUGUUUGGGUACCUGGUGGCCCUCGUCUUCUACAAGUGGAUCUUCUUCACUGCCCUCUGUACCCAGUAUGCUCCACAGCUUCUUAUCCAGUUUAUCAAUAUGUUUUUGAUAACAUAUACACCCCGCUCCAAACCGGCCAAUUUUACUGGGGACUUGUAUGCCUGCUCUAGUAUUGAACCAAAGAGUAUCAAUGCCACGUCACAGACCGUCUUCUUUGAGUACCAGCAACCCAUUCAGAUCACCCUUGUUAUCUUGGCGCUAGCGAUGGUUCCGAUGAUGUUACUAGUGAAGCCUUUUGUCUUGAGAGCCAGACAUAAUGCCAGGGUCAAGGCCAGUAAUAGCGUAAGUAUAGAGUAUUGCUAGUCAUGUAAUAAGCUAGCUGUGUGUUUUCUUUUUU